AUGUAUUUUACCCUCUACCAAAAGCUGUUCGCGACGAUCGCUGUGCUAGGAGCCGUUUCGUGGGUCCUUAUCCGGCGUUUUCUUACUCGCCGUCGAUUCGCACGCGAGCACGGUUGCCAGCCUGUGGCGAGGUCCUUCAACAAAGAUCCUUUCUUAGGCCUCGACACGAUCCCCAGUAGCAUCCGCGCGCGCAGACAGCAUAAGCUUCUCGAGCGGGGCUGCGACUUAUUCGCCGUCUACGGCAAUACGUUUACGGUGAAGGAGCUGCAUAGAAGCGUGAUCUUGACGGUGGAGCCGGAGAACAUCAAGACCAUCCUUUCGCUCAAAUUCGGUGAUUACGGCAUCAACCACCGUCUCGAUGCGUUCAGACCACUGCUGGGGGAUGGAAUAUUCGACACGGAUGGUGAUCACUGGGCCGCGUCGCGGGCGCUCAUUCGACCCAGCUUUACCCGUACCCAGGUGGCUGACUUGACGACGCUUGAGAACCUGAUCCAGGACCUCUUCCUCCUGCUUCCGCGUGAUGGAAAGACGGUCGUAGACCUGCAGGACCUCUUCUUCCGCUACACCAUUGAUUCGGCGACCGAGUUCCUCUUUGGAAAAUCGGUCGGAACUCUAAAGCAGACCCGGCAAGGACCUGAUUUCGCUGGAGCAUUUCACUAUGCGCAAAGGGCUAUCAUAAUUCGGGGCACGCUGGGUUCUCUCAAGGCGUUCUACCGCGAUUCAAAAGGCGACGAGUGCAAUCGCAUCUGCCGGGAGUUCGCCCAGCCCUUCGUGGACGAGGCAUUCAACGCGGUUGAGGCUAAAAAAGCAAACAGAGAGGGUCACCACUUCGAAACGGAGAGAGAGAAGCGCAUCUUCUCACAUGAGCUGGCUUCGCGGACAUCCGAUAGGCAACGUGUUCUGAAUGAGCUGAUGAACGUUUUACUGGCUGGCCGUGACACCACGGCUAGUAUGCUCAGCAACUUGUUCUUCAUGCUGGCCAAGAACCCCGCAAUAUGGGACAAGUUGCGCAGAGAAGUAGCUCACUUGCAGGGCCGGGCGCCGACUUACGAAGAGCUCCGCAGCCUCAAAUAUGUCGAGUACUGUAUGAACGAAUCGCUACGUUUGCAUCCUGUUAUACCGCGCAACGAGCGCAUGGCAUUGAGAGACACCGUACUACCUCUUGGAGGAGGUGAAGAUGGCCUCUCGCCAGUUUUUGUGCCCAAAGGCACCCUGGUGGGUUACAACUUAUACGCAAUGCAUCGGCGGAAGGACUUUUACGGGCCAGAUGCGGAGGAGUUUCGCCCGGAACGCUGGGAAGACGAAAAGCUGCGGCCACGCUGGGGAUACCUGCCCUUCAACGGCGGCCCACGUAUCUGCGUGGGCCAACGGUAUGCUUUGACUGAAGUUGGGUACGUUGUCGUCCGGAUGGCCCAGGAGUUCCAGGUGCUUGAGAGUCGGGAUGCGGGGCCAUGGGAGGAGUCACUGACUCUGACCCUGAGCUCCCGGAAUGGGACAAAGGUGUGUCUCACACCUGCAAGAGAGGCCGAGUUCGCUGUAUAG
Colletotrichum spaethianum is the source of this 1542-nucleotide messenger RNA. Its product is annotated as cytochrome P450 monooxygenase fsdH. Gene Ontology annotation, molecular function: oxidoreductase activity, acting on paired donors, with incorporation or reduction of molecular oxygen, reduced flavin or flavoprotein as one donor, and incorporation of one atom of oxygen; iron ion binding; heme binding. The transcript has 2 exons. The record is from RefSeq and is a predicted model, not a curated record. NCBI's taxonomy places the organism in Eukaryota, Fungi, Ascomycota, Sordariomycetes, Glomerellales, Glomerellaceae. The coding region runs from base 1 to 1542 and encodes 513 amino acids.